GGCGUGGGCCGGGGGGAGGGGAGCAGGCACACAGGCUGCCCUGAUCUCACCGCCUCCCGCCCACCUGCAGUGUCCGUGAGCAUCAGCAACCUGUACCCGGGCUGUGAGCACGUGAGCGUGAGGAGCCGCAGCAUGAUGUUUGAGCCGGGCCUCACCCGAGGGACCCUGGAGGUGCUGGUGGCCCCGCCCCAGCACCCACACUGCGCAGCUGACGACCAGUCCACUAAGGCCAUCGACAUCCAGAACGCUUAUCUGAACGGAGUCGGUGAUUUCAGCGUGUGGGAAUUCUCUGGAAAUCCUGUAUACUUCUGCUGUUAUGACUACUUUGCCGCAAACGACCCCACGUCCAUCCACGUCAUUGUUUUCAGUCUGGAAGAACCCUACGAGAUCCAGUUGAACCAAGUGAUCUUCUGGCUGAAUUUCCUGAAGUCUCUUGUGCCCGUUGAAGAACCCAUCGCCUUCGGCGGCAAGCUGAAGAACCCGCUGCAUGUCGUCCUGGUGGCCACCCACGCCGACAUCAUGAACGUGCCUCGGCCGGCUGGAGGCGAGUUCGGAUAUGACAAGGACACGUCCUUGCUCAAGGAGAUCAGGAACAGGUUUGGGAACGAUCUUCACAUUUCAAACAAGCUGUUUGUUCUGGAUGCCGGCGCUUCAGGCUCUAAGGACAUGAAGGUCCUUCGAAGUCACCUGCAAGACAUCCGGAGCCAGAUUGUGUCGGUGUGCCCUCCGAUGACCCACCUGUGUGAGAAAAUCAUGUCCACGCUGCCUUCCUGGAGGAAGCUCAACGGGCCCAACCAGCUCAUGUCGCUGCAGCAGUUCGUGUACGACGUGCAAGACCAGCUGAACCCACUGGCCAGAGAGGGUGACCUCAGGCGCAUAGCCCAGCAGCUGCACAGUGCUGGCGAGAUCAACAUCAUGCAGAGUGAAACGGUCCAGGACGUGUUACUCCUGGACCCCCGCUGGCUCUGCACCAACGUCCUGGGGAAGCUGCUCUCCGUGGAGACCCCACGGGCCCUGCAUCACUACCGGGGCCGCUACACCGUGGAAGAUGUCCAGCGCCUGGUGCCCGACAGUGACGUGGAGGAGCUGCUGCAGAUUCUCGAUGCCAUGGACAUCUGCGCCCGGGACCUGAGCAGCGGGACCAUGGUGGACAUCCCUGCCCUGAUCAAGACAGACAACCUCCACCGCUCCUGGACGGACGAGGAGGACGAGGGGAGGGUCUAUGGUGGCGUGCGCAUCGUCCCCGUGGAGUACCUCACCCCCUUCCCGUGCGGCAUCUUUCACAAGGUCCAGGUGAACCUCUGCCGGUGGAUCCACCAGCAGAGCGCUGAGGGCGACGCAGACAUCCGCCUGUGGGUGAACGGCUGCAAAAUUGCCAACCGUGGGGCCGAGCUGCUGGUGCUUCUCGUCAACCACGGCCAGGGCAUCGAGGUGCAGGUGCGAGGGCUGGAGACGGAAAAGAUCAAGUGCUGCCUCCUGCUGGACUCCGUGUGCAGCACCAUGGAGAACGUCAUGGCCACCACGCUCCCGGGGCUGCUGACGGUGAAGCAUUACCUGAGCCCCCAGCAGCUGCGGGAGCACCAUGAGCCCGUCAUGAUCUACCAGCCGCGGGACUUCUUCCGGGCGCAGACCCUGAAGGAGACCUCACUGACGAACACCAUGGGUGGGUACAAGGAAAGCUUCAGCAGCAUCAUGUGCUUUGGGUGUCACGACGUGUACUCACAGGCCAGCCUAGGGAUGGACAUCCACGCCUCAGAUCUGAACCUCCUGACCCGGAGGAAACUAUGUCGUCUCCUGGACCCCCCCGAUCCCAUGGGAAAGGACUGGUGCCUUCUCGCCAUGAACUUGGGUCUCCCCGACCUUGUGGCGAAGUACAACACCAAUAACGGGGCUCCCAAGGAGUUCCUCCCAAGCCCAGUCCACGCCCUGCUCCGGGAAUGGGCCUCCUACCCCGAGAGCACGGUGGGCAUCCUCAUGUCCAAACUGCGGGAGCUGGGGCGUCGGGACGCGGCAGACUUUCUACUGAAGGCGUCCUCUGUGUUCAAGAUCAACCUCGACGGCAAUGGCCAGGAGGCCUAUGACUCAAGCUGCAACAGCGGCACAUCUUAUAAUUCCAUUAGCUCCGUCGUGUCCCGGUGAGGGCAGCCUUUGGCUUGGGCAGGGUCUCUUUGGACUGCAGACCAGGGGGACGCAGCCCCUCUUUCCCAUCGGAAAUUCAGGGUGCAUCUUCCCUGUGCCCACAUACUGAAGGACGCCACCCUCCCUCCUGCUUUACCAAUUUCUCUGCCACUACCUCCCUCCCACUCACACACUCCACUGUAUGUGAAUGGUCUUUCUAGUUUCAGAGCAGACCAUACAUAACCCUGUCCUUUGGCCAUUUGAGAAACUAGCGUCCCUCCUCUCUGCGUUCUGGAUCCAUCUCUCAUCUCCAGCACCUUGCUUCUUGCUGAUAAUUUUACUGGAAUUCCUAGCUUUCAAUGAAAUUUUUUAAACUACGGAUUGUCCUUUAAAGAAAAAAAAAAGCACACAUUUAUCCAAAAUGUGUAUUUCUUAUCCUCUUUUUCUUGUUAGACCAUGUCCUCAGCUUCUCUCUUUGAUAUUUGUAGGAAAGACUCCCAUGUGUGGAAUCCCGCUGUAUGACUGAUAAACAGACAACAUGUGAGUGCCUUUGCAGAAGAGGGUGUGUUUGAGACCAUCCAGGUCAGCCAGGAGCUGUCGUGAAGGAGACGCUCCCUCUCUGUCCCUUGCUGUCUGCUGAUCAUCGCCAGAGGUGCUUCACCCUGAGGUGUUUUUUUUCCCCCAGUAAUUUUUGUGUUUCACUUGGCAAGGAAAGGGGAGGAAGGAAUCCUCUUCUAGAGUCAUUUUACGGCCAGUGUUGUUUUCAUGGAAAGACAUGUCUUUGUCGCUCUUGUUUAAACGUCAACGUGCGCGUCCACGCAGCACCUGCAGACUGUCCCCCUGCCUCAUUCCCACGCAUCUCAGGUAGAAGGUGACACAGCUGUAGGUGAGGAAGGUCUGUGGGAGAACUCAGAACACCCCUGACCCGUGAUGUGUGACAGUCCGUUGUCACUGGUGCACAGUAGGUGAUUUUCACAUUAGGUCCUGGUUCCAUAACUUCAUAUACUUGAAGUCUAAUAAGAUGAAGGAAGCCAGUUUCCUUGCAGUGAUUUUAAAUUGUGAUAAGAGUAUUAAGUUGAUAUGAGGGAACGUGUCCUAAUUCUUCUAUCCUGGGAAGCAUGUAAUUUUAAUGUUACAUUACAUGUGUG
This is a messenger RNA of Neomonachus schauinslandi (Hawaiian monk seal), 3266 nucleotides long. Its product is annotated as death-associated protein kinase 1. Gene Ontology annotation, biological process: positive regulation of canonical NF-kappaB signal transduction; MyD88-dependent toll-like receptor signaling pathway. Gene Ontology annotation, molecular function: TIR domain binding. The annotation marks the transcript as partial. The record is from RefSeq and is a predicted model, not a curated record. Lineage: Eukaryota; Metazoa; Chordata; Mammalia; Carnivora; Phocidae. The transcript is spliced from 6 exons.